Molecule: messenger RNA, 602 nt
Organism: Hibiscus syriacus
Lineage: Eukaryota; Viridiplantae; Streptophyta; Magnoliopsida; Malvales; Malvaceae
Exons: 1
Coding region: 98-541 (147 amino acids)
Source: RefSeq, a predicted model, not a curated record
UAAUUUCCAGGAAAAUUGUUCAUUUUCCUAGGAAGAACACUCUUCUCAUCAAUCUUUUCCUAUAUUUUCCCUAGAAAAUCAGUUAAUCAUUCAGGGCAUGGAAAUGGAUUAUUCGAUGAGCAGUACUCUGCAGGCAAGAAGAUUAUCACCCAAAAAAGCCAAAUCCAAGAAGCCUAUCAAAGUAGUGUACAUAUCAAACCCCAUGAAAGUGAAGACCAGUGCCUCGAAAUUCAGGGCCUUGGUGCAGAAACUCACCGGCCAAGACGCCGAAUUACUCGACGACCUGACAAAGUUCACCGACACUGGAGAAGCGGUCGACGAUGUUGGCGGAGAAAAUGACAACGACAACGACAAUCAAAGGGUCCUCGAGACCGUGGCAAAGAACGGUACCACUUCUCCCUAUUGCCGACAACAGUGUUCCGCCAUUGCCGUCGAUGGCGACCGAGGUGUCCCGCUGGACGCCUUCGACUACGACGACGUAUUUACUCAGCAGAUGAUUGAGAAUUUCACAGGGAUGUUGCCCCCAGGGCUUUUCAUAUAAAUAAAAAGAAGCUUCAAUGUACGCUCUCUUAGGCCUUAUUUUAUCUCCUUUUUUUUUCUAU